Messenger RNA from Vigna angularis (adzuki bean), 1234 nucleotides. RefSeq names its product 2-alkenal reductase (NADP(+)-dependent)-like. The record is from RefSeq and is a predicted model, not a curated record. The transcript is spliced from 5 exons. Bases 137 to 1165 code for a protein of 342 amino acids. NCBI's taxonomy places the organism in Eukaryota, Viridiplantae, Streptophyta, Magnoliopsida, Fabales, Fabaceae. Gene Ontology annotation, molecular function: 2-alkenal reductase [NAD(P)H] activity.
UGCAGCUUUAUGCAUCAUUCAUUCCUCACCACUAUAAGACCAUGACCCAGUUGCCCAUCAUUCUGCCCUUUGUUCCCUAAUCCUCCAUUGCCUAUUCAAAACUCUCAAAACUACACAAACAUCAUAAACCUUUGAGAUGGCAGAAGUGAGGAACAAGCAAGUGGUUCUGAAGAACUAUGCCGUUUGUUUUCCAAAAGAAUCAGACAUGAACAUUGUCCAAGGAACCAUAACAUUGAAGGUUCCAGAAGGUUCCUCUGAUGUGCUCCUCAAAAAUCUCUACCUCUCAUGUGAUCCGUACCUGCGGCUCCUCAUGGCCAAGAACAAUUAUGUCGGAUUUGGCACCUUCACGCUUCACUCUCCAUUGGCAGGAAAUGGUGUGUCUCAAGUGGUGGAAUCUGGACAUCCAGAGUAUAAGAAAGGUGAUUUAGUUUGGGGGCCUACUAAAUGGGAAGAGUAUAGUUUGAUACCUUCAUCUCAAAUACGUUUCAAAAUUGAGCACACUGAUGUCCCACUCUCCUACUAUACUGGAAUUCUUGGUAUGCCAGGAUUGACUGCUUAUGGUGGUUUCUUUGAAUUUGGGUCUCCCAAAAGAGGAGAAAAUGUUUUUGUUUCAGCUGCCUCUGGUGCUGUUGGUCAGCUUGUUGGCCAAUUUGCCAAGUUGAGUGGUUGCUAUGUGGUUGGAAGUGCUGGAAGCAAAGAGAAGGUGGAUCUGUUGAAGAAUAAAUUAGGAUUUGAUGAAGCUUUUAACUACAAAGAAGAGUCUGACCUCAAAGCAACUUUGAAAAGAUACUUUCCAGAAGGCAUUGAUAUUUACUUUGAGAAUGUUGGGGGGAAGACACUUGAUGCAGUACUCCCAAAUAUGAGACCCCAUGGUCGAAUACCUGUUUGUGGAAUGAUCUCACAGUACAAUCUUGCUCAACCAGAAGGUGUAACAAAUUUGGCACAUCUCAUAUUUAAGAGGAUUAAAAUGGAAGGGUUUAUUGUAUAUGAUUUCUACCAUUUAUAUCCCAAAUUCUUAGAAUUUGUGCUGCCUCAUAUUAGAGAAGGGAAGGUUGUGUAUGUGGAAGACAUUGCUGAGGGUCUUGAGAAUGGCCCUGCAGCCUUCGUUGGCCUCUUCAGUGGUCGCAAUGUCGGAAAACAAGUGAUUAGUGUUGUUCCUGAGUAAAAUUGUGUAAAUACAUUCUUAUUCUCUAAGCUUUACUUCUGAAUUUUCAAUUUUCACUUGGAUAUUGAA